Messenger RNA from Pipistrellus nathusii (Nathusius's pipistrelle), 3042 nucleotides. The record is from the annotation of a GenBank genome assembly. Lineage: Eukaryota; Metazoa; Chordata; Mammalia; Chiroptera; Vespertilionidae.
AUGAGCUAUGACUACCAUCAGAGCUGGGGCCGCGACGGCGGAGGCCGUGAGGGCGGGCCCCGCGGCUCCGGCGGCGGCUACGGAGGGAGCCACGGCGGGGGGCAUGGCGGGAGUCGAGGCUCCGGAGGCGGCGGCGGCGGCGGCGGAGGGGGUGGGCGAGGAGGCCGAGGCCGACAUCCCGGGCACCUGAAAGGCCGCGACAUCGGCUUGUGGUACGCGAGGAAGCAGGGCCAGAAGAGCAAGGAAGCCGAGAGGCAGGAGAGAGCCGUAGUACAUAUGGAUGAGCAUCGAGAGGAACAAAUUGUACAGCUACUACAUUCUGUCCAAGCUAAGAGUGACAAAGAUUCAGAAGCACAGAUAUCCUGGUUUGCUCCUGAAGAUCAUGGGUAUGGUUCUGAAGCUCCUGCUGAGAACAAACCAAACUCAGAGAAGAAAUUGGAGGAUCCCGGGAAAAAAGUGAUAAAUCAAGAAAAAAAGACAUUUAGAAUCAGGGACAAAUAUAUGGACCGAGAUUCUGAGUAUCUCUUGCAAGAAAAUGAACCAGAUGUAAACUUAGACCAACAGUUAUUAGAAGAUUUACAAAAGAAAAAAACUGACCUUCGGUAUAUUGAAAUGCAGCGUUUCAGGGAAAAGCUGCCUUCAUUUGGAAUGCAAAAGGAAUUGGUAAAUAUGAUAGAUAAUCAUCAGGUGACAGUAAUAAGUGGUGAAACUGGUUGUGGAAAAACCACUCAAGUUACUCAGUUCAUUUUGGAUAAUUACAUUGAAAGAGGAAAAGGAUCUGCAUGCAGGAUAGUUUGUACUCAGCCAAGAAGAAUUAGUGCCAUUUCCGUUGCAGAGAGAGUGGCUGCAGAAAGGGCAGAAGUUUGUGGCAGUGGUAAUAGUACUGGAUACCAAAUUCGUCUCCAGAGCCGGUUGCCAAGGAAACAGGGCUCUAUCUUAUAUUGUACAACAGGAAUCAUCCUUCAGUGGCUUCAGUCAGACCAGCAUUUGUCCAGUGUUAGUCAUAUUGUGCUUGAUGAAAUCCAUGAGAGAAACCUGCAGUCAGAUGUUUUAAUGACUGUAAUUAAAGACCUUCUCAAUUAUCGACCUGACCUGAAAGUAAUAUUAAUGAGUGCAACAUUGAAUGCUGAGAAAUUCUCAGAAUAUUUUGGUAACUGUCCAAUGAUACACAUACCUGGUUUCACUUUUCCAGUUGUGGAGUAUCUUUUGGAAGAUAUAAUUGAAAAAAUAAGAUAUGUUCCAGAACAAAAAGAACACAGAUCCCAGUUUAAGAGGGGUUUCAUGCAAGGGCAUGUAAAUAGACAAGAGAAAGAAGAAAAAGAAGCAAUUUAUAAAGAACGCUGGCCAGAUUAUGUAAGGGAACUUCGGAAAAGGUAUUCUGGAAGUACUGUAGAUGUUUUAGAAAUGAUGGAUGAUGAUAAAGUUGAUCUGAAUUUGAUUGCUGCCCUUAUUCGCUACAUUGUUUUGGAAGAAGAGGAUGGUGCAAUAUUGGUCUUUCUACCAGGCUGGGACAAUAUCAGCACUUUACAUGAUCUCUUGAUGUCACAAGUGAUGUUUAAAUCAGACAGGUUUCUUAUUAUACCUUUACAUUCACUGAUGCCUACAGUUAACCAGACACAGGUAUUUAAAAGAACUCCUCCUGGUGUUCGGAAAAUAGUAAUUGCUACCAACAUUGCAGAGACUAGCAUUACCAUAGAUGAUGUAGUUUAUGUGAUAGAUGGAGGAAAAAUAAAGGAAACACACUUUGACACACAGAACAACAUCAGUACUAUGUCUGCUGAGUGGGUUAGUAAAGCUAAUGCCAAGCAAAGGAAAGGUCGAGCUGGAAGAGUUCAGCCUGGUCAUUGCUAUCAUCUGUAUAAUGGUCUUAGAGCAAGCCUUCUAGAUGAUUAUCAACUGCCAGAAAUCUUGAGAACGCCUUUGGAAGAGCUUUGUUUACAGAUAAAGAUCUUAAGGCUAGGUGGAAUUGCUCAUUUUCUAAGUAGGUUAAUGGACCCACCAUCAAAUGAAGCAGUGUCACUCUCCAUAAAACACCUGAUGGAACUGAAUGCUUUGGAUAAACAAGAAGAAUUGACCCCUCUUGGAGUCCACUUAGCACGAUUACCAGUUGAGCCACACAUUGGAAAAAUGAUUCUUUUCGGGGCGCUGUUCUGUUGCUUAGACCCAGUCCUCACCAUUGCUGCUAGUCUCAGCUUCAAGGAUCCCUUUGUCAUCCCAUUGGGGAAAGAAAAGGUUGCAGAUGCAAGAAGAAAGGAAUUGGCAAAGAAUUCUAAAAGUGACCACCUGACAGUUGUGAAUGCAUUUGAGGGCUGGGAAGAAGCUAGACGACGUGGUUUCAGACAUGAAAAGGACUAUUGCUGGGAAUAUUUUCUGUCUUCAAACACAUUGCAGAUGCUGCAUAACAUGAAAGGGCAGUUUGCUGAGCAUCUUCUUGGAGCUGGAUUUGUAAGCAGUAGAAGUCCUAAAGAUCCAAAAUCCAAUAUAAAUUCAGAUAAUGAGAAGAUAAUUAAAGCAGUCAUCUGUGCUGGCCUAUAUCCCAAAGUUGCUAAAAUCCGACCAAAUUUGGGUAAAAAAAGAAAAAUGGUGAAAGUUUACACAAAAACUGAUGGAUUAGUUUCUAUUCAUCCUAAAUCCGUUAAUGUGGAGCAAACAGACUUUCACUACAAUUGGCUUAUUUAUCACCUGAAGAUGAGAACCAGUAGUAUAUAUUUGUAUGACUGCACAGAAGUUUCCCCAUACUGCCUCCUGUUCUUUGGAGGUGAUAUUUCCAUCCAGAAGGAUAAUGAUCAGGAAACUAUUGCUGUAGAUGAAUGGAUUGUCUUUCAGUCUCCAGCAAGAAUUGCCCAUCUAGUUAAGGAAUUAAGAAAGGAACUAGAUACCCUUCUGCAAGAGAAGAUCGAAAGCCCCCAUCCUGUUGAUUGGAAGGACACUAAAUCCAGAGACUGUGCCGUGCUCUCAGCUAUUACAGACUUGAUCAAAACACAGGAAAAAGCAAUUUCCAGGAACUUUCCGCCACGACUCCAGGAUGGAUAUUGCAGCUGA